Molecule: messenger RNA, 1605 nt
Organism: Rhodotorula graminis WP1
Lineage: Eukaryota; Fungi; Basidiomycota; Microbotryomycetes; Sporidiobolales; Sporidiobolaceae
Exons: 9
Coding region: 1-1593 (530 amino acids)
Source: RefSeq, a predicted model, not a curated record
AUGGUCGGCGGUCACAUCAUCCCGCUCGAGCGGGCCGUCUACUGCGCCAACCCGGACGCCGUCGAGACGUGCCUGCGCAUCUGCGCCGCUCCCGACCAGGUCAGCAUCGGUGUGCGCGUCGGCAGCUACCUCCAGGCCGUGUCGUACUUUGUUCUCGUGCUCGUUGCACCCGACGAAGGAGGUGCUGAGAGCGUCUGGCUCGGCCUGUCCAUCUCUUUCAGUUUCCUGUUCGCCCUCAUCAUGCAGCUCGUCUAUGGCUCGGUCACGCUCCACCACGCCGUCAUCAUCACGCUCCUGUCGCAUCUUCCCUACAUCAGCACCCUGGCCGGCAUGAACACGUUGACGAGCUACGAGGUGCUCGGACCCGCCGGCGUGCGCUUCCUGCAAAGCGGCAUGAUCCUCAAGAGCGUCCUGACGGCCUUGAUCUGGGCGGCGUGCCUGUGGGCCUGGUACGUCGGCCAGCUGCCGGGCUGGACGUUCCUGCAGUUCCGCCAGGCCAACUGCUUCUCGUCGACGUCGCUCGUCGUCUGGAUGUACCCGGUCUCGCCCAAGGACGAGCGCACGACGCUGUCGACCAUCCUCAUCGUCACCUACUCGGCCUUCUGGUUCCUCGUCCUGUGUCUCGGCUCGUACUGGACCCUCAUCGCGCCUCGGGUCCUCUUGCGUCGCGGCGGCCACCUGCGCGACCCGAAGAAGAAGAAGGUCAAGGGCUUCGAGGCGCUGCGCCGGCGCGUCGAGGACGACAUUGGCGACCUCGAGCACGAGCACGGGCAUGGGCGCGAGCGCGAGCAUGACGGCGCGGGCGAGUCGGGCGACAGCAGCGACGACGAGCGCAGGAGGGCUUUCAUCAAGCGGAACCCGAAGGCGUACCAUCGAGACGAGGACGACGGGAUCGGCCUCGCCAUGAUGACGCUCCGGUCCAUGUCCAAGUCGCGCCGCACGCCCUCGCCCACCUCGACGCCCCUCCCCGUGUCCUGCUCCGCGUCGACCUCGUCCCUCCCGUCGUACCGCUCGAGCCGCACGGACCCGUCCCGCACCGCCGCGGCUCUCUCUGAGGCCGGCGGCGUCCAGGCGUCGCGUACGUUGAGCCCGCCGUCGGCGACGAGGGGCAUGACGGCGCUCAGUCCGUGGAGCAAGGGCUUGAGGGGCAGUGACCAAGAUGCGGCGGUACGAUGGACGAGGAGGCAGGCCGAGAGCCGGCACCACUUUAUCAUUUGGCCCCUCGUCGCGCUCCUCCUCGUCUUCGUCAUCGUCACGACCGAGCUGCAGAUGGUCGCCAACGACGUCUUUACCGGCGAGAUGGAGCUCGACUUUCCCGGCGCGUUGACGCUCGCGCUCGCGCUCCCGACGCUGUGGGCCGUCGCCAAGAGCGUCAACCGGAUCCGCGAGGGGAGGCGGCCGACGCCGACGCAGAGGCGGGACGAGACUUUCUGGGAGAUUGCGUCAGGCGAGCGCGCCGCACAGCGCCGCCGAGCCGACGAGCGGCGACGGGAGCGCAGGGCAUACAGCAGCAGCUCGUCGCACGAGUCGAGCAUUGGCGAGAGUGCGAGCGAGUCGGAGCCGGUGGCGCGAGGGAGGAGCAGUCGGCGGUAGCGGCGGCGAGGC